This is a messenger RNA of Humulus lupulus (European hop), 1155 nucleotides long. RefSeq lists its product as uncharacterized. NCBI's taxonomy places the organism in Eukaryota, Viridiplantae, Streptophyta, Magnoliopsida, Rosales, Cannabaceae. Gene Ontology annotation, molecular function: zinc ion binding; aspartic-type endopeptidase activity; nucleic acid binding. The transcript has a single exon. The coding region runs from base 1 to 1155 and encodes 384 amino acids. The record is from RefSeq and is a predicted model, not a curated record. Gene Ontology annotation, biological process: proteolysis.
AUGACCUGGGCAGACUUCAUUCAAGCAUUUGGAAAUAAAUACUACAGUACAGUUGUAUUGGCAACCAGAGUGGAUGAGUUUGUGACUUUGGUUCAAGGGAACCUUUCCGUUACCGACUACGCUCAGAAGUUUGACAGGUUGGCUAGGUUUGGACCUGAAAUUGUACGAACCGAAGCCAUACGAGUCCAAAGGUUUAUGAGGGAACUUAAGCCAAUGGUUGCUAGAGAUGUCAAGAUGACCCGUGUUGAGGUGGUUAGUUAUGCUAAGGUUUUGAAUAAGGCACAUGAAGCGGAGUACUUGGAGGUCUGUAUAUGGAAGGACAAUGUUGCAAGAAGGGAGGCCAACAGAAACAAGGGCUUCCAUGAGGGCAAUAAAAGGAAGGCCCAUGAAGGGCAGAGCAGUGGCAAUGACAAGAGGCCUAGACCCCUGGCCACGAAUGACAAUAAUCACAAAAAUCAUAACCAUCACAACAACCGUAAUAGUCACAACAAUGAUCGUAACUGUGGAAACCACCAAGAGAACAAAGUUGAAUGCCCUAGCUGCCCUAAAUGCUCGCGUCAACAUUUGGGAGAAUGUCAAGCUGACACCAACAAGUGUUACAAGUGCGGUCAGACAAGCCAUCUAAAGAAGGAUUGCUCACAGUGGAAAGCAGGGCAGGGCAGUAACAGCAACCUAGUGCCAACAAGUGUCUUUGCAUUGACCCAAAAGGAAGCAACCAAUAGUAACACCAUGGUCACAAGUCAGCUCCCUAUUUCUGGUAUGAUAUGUAGAGUCCUUAUUGAUUCUGGAGCGACUCACUCUUAUGUUGCUAUGAAUGUAAUUGAUAAACUGAGAUUGCCUUGUAAAUUAUUUGAGCGUAGUUUUAGUAUCAUGUUACCAUCAGGAGACAUUAUGUCAUCAGCUAGGUGGUUACAGUCAGCUUCUAUAAUAGUUGAGGGCAAAGAGUGCCCAGCAGACCUCAUAGAGUUAGACAUACCAGACUAUGACACUAUACUUGGCAUGGAUUGGUUAGCCAAAUAUAGAGCAAUGAUAGAUUGUCGGCAAAAUACCGUAGAAUUCAGACCGAAAGAUGGAGAACUCUUUUCUUUUAAGGGAAAAGUGGUAGGAUUUUGUAUGCCCAUUAUAACGGCACUGUCAACUCAAAACAUGAUGUAG